GCUGUUUUCCCAGUUGAUAAACUCGUCGGCGGUGAUCCUGUUACCUGCCUGCCUCCAUUUUGUGUUGGACGGCCCAGUUCCGGGUUUCCGAGAAGCGACAGAAACAGUUGUUAAGCGAGAGUCUCGCUUUACUUGCUGGUCAAGGGGAGAGCAGAAUAAAAAGUAUAUGAAAAUAGGAUAUAAACUGGAGUUACGCGUACCUCGAAUUAGCUUUUGCGCCGAAAUAUAACUUGUUUACAGCCAUAGUUAAGACGCCAGCAAAAUUUCACUUGACAGCUGUCGCGAGUAAACAGUAAUUUAGCUAGCAAGCUAUCUUUGGGUAUUGGAUUUAGUUGAUUUCGCAAGCUAAUUUAGCUGCUAGUGUCCCCCAGUUUUUAUUAGAUUUUCUUCGCAAGUAACCAAGAGAGCCACCUACUGCCUGGGAUUGUGUUAACUAGCAAACUUGCCACAACUGCAGUUUCCAUUCAUGUUGUUAUUGAAGACGAGACUCACAAUCCUUCGAGACAGGGAGUUUGAGAGUGUACCCAGAGCUGAGACGGUGAACAAACCUCCUCCCCAAGGUGCCCACAGAGGGACAGGAUGCCCGUUCCUCCUCCUCCCCCUCCUCCUCCAGGACCCCCUCCUCCCCCCACCUUCAACCAGGCGAACACUACAGCACCUAAGUUGAAUCGGGAUGAGGCGAAGGGGAGAGGAGCGUUGCUCUCUGAUAUCUCCAAAGGAGCCAGGCUGAAGAAGGUUGGAGUGGUCCAUGACAGAAGUGCACCUGUUAUAGAGAAACCAAAGGAAAGUGGUGGAGGUGGUAGAGGAGGUGGAGGAGGGAGCAGUGGUGGGCCAGGGGGAGGCCUUUUCGCUGGGGGCAUGCCAAAACUACGAUCAGUUGGAGCUGGAGACGCCUCAGUGGGCAGAUCCGCCCUGCGUCCCCCAGGCUCCAGACCUGCAGCCCCCCGGUCCACCCCAGGCCGAUCUACCUCCCCCUCCCCAGGAGACAAACCCUCCCCAGGAGACAAACCCUCCCCAAGAGACAAACCCUCCCCCCCGGAGCCCCAGCGCUCCCACCGCCCCUCUCUCCCCGACAUCUCCCGCCCCCCAACCAGUGCCAGCUCAUCCCACUCCUCCACUGGGGGCAUGAAGCACAGUACUUCAGGCUCAGCUCCGCCCCCUCCUUCAGGCAUGAAACACAGCACAUCAGCCCCACCCGCUCCACCUUCUUCGACAGGGGGCUUGAAGCCCAGCACAUCCGCCCCAGCUCCUCCCCCGCCGUUUAACCGAGGUGGUUACCGCAGCAAUGCCCCGUUAACCCCGCAACAAAAGGCCCCAGUAGGCCCCAACAACAGCCGGGAGAAGCCCCUCCCCCCGCCGCCGCAAAGAGGCCCGGCUCCGCCCAGCUCUGGUCCCCCUCCUUCAUCGAGACCGCCUCCUUCCUCCACACGGCCACCCACUGGGGGGUCCUCGGCACCCCCUCCGCCCCCGCCUUACAGGCAACCCUCUGGGGGCACCUCCAAUGGCCCCAUGGGGCACCCUGUUGGAGAUGGGGCUCCGAAACUUCCCCAGAGGCACAACUCACUGCACAAGAAGAACUCCUCAGGCGGCAGCUACGGCGGACGCAAUCAUGCACCUCCUCCACCCCCCUCGCCAUCUGCAGGACCUCCAGGGGUUGGCAGACCACCCCCACCCGCCAGGGAGCCCCCCAGCAAGAGAUCAGCCCCUUCUGCACCCAAUCCUGGGUCACGAACCGGGGGUGGUGGGCAAGCCCCUCUUCCCCCGCCCCCCUACCGGAUCCACAGUGCUGUCGCUCCCAACACCACCUCCUCGGAGCCACCCCACCACACCCGGGGGCCCAGGCCCCCUCCACCCCCUUCGUCUUCCUCCCGGACCGGACCCCCACCGCCUCCCCCGCCCAUCCGCAACGGACACUCCUCUUCCUCCAAGUCCAAUAUAGAGGAUUUUGAGUCCAAGUUUGACUUCCACCCAGUGGAGGACUUCCCACCCCCUGAGGAAUAUAGGAAUUUCACCAAGAUCUACCCCAGCAAAAGCAAUAAACCUGGACCAGGCAUGUUCCGGGGAGUACCUCCAGCGCCACCAGUGGCAAGGUGAACUAUGGAAUUCAGGACCAAAGGACAUUAAUAAGUCACUCGGUCUAAUCAGAGGACGUUCAGGGGAGUGGCACGACACUUGAAACACACACAGGCCUAAACAUAGACACUUUAUAUGACUAGCCGGAAACAAGUCAACCCCCAAACACUAUAGGAAGUUCACUAGUCUUGUUCGACGCUACACUACCAGUCGCUCUCUUUUCCACAAACACUUCAGACACUUCUGUUUCAGCAUGAUCGAACAAAACCACUGAGGUGCCUAGGAACUGACCUGUUUGACUGUGCUGUGGUCACAAGCCAAUCUUUCUGCAAGAUGGGGGGGGGGGGGGGGGGGGGGGGGGGGGCGUUGCAUUGAUUAUACUUUAUAGCAGCAGGACCAACUAAGAAUUCUGCAUUCCAUAUUUUGAAAUGUGUGCAUAAUCCACGAUGAUGAUGAUGAUGAUGAUUUCCUGCGAUAUAUGAAUUUAUGUUUUUGUAAAUGUUCUGUGGUUAACCGCAGUAACUGUGUCGUCUGUAGGACAAUAUAGGGGACACACCAACAUCUGCAAAAAUGUGUUGGGUGUCAAUUGGUAUCUAUAGUAUGUGGUGUGUUUUCUAUAGGUUUUUUUUAAAUGCCGCGCUUCCACUGCCCUGAGGAGAAGGUGUGGACUAGAAUUCUCUCCUACCUUGAUGUGCCAAUAGUUGGGUGGAGUAGAAUCAGGGGCCUCUCACACUUAGGAAAGCUGUUGUUUUCGUCACACAGAAAUGGCUUAGUUUUUUUUGGUAUGAAACAGGGACAGGAGAAAUUACUUGAAUGCUUGUCAUGUUAUGAGAGGGCGAGUCUUGCUGACAGUGCGUGACACAGUCUAAAGACUGUGAGGGGCAUUCCCAAUUAGAUCUUUUUUUGUUCUUCCUCAUGGCAUUGCUCUGUGGCAGCUUAACCGUGGCCCCUGUGAAUACCAUGUUUUUACACUAGAGGAGAACAAAGUGCUGCUCUGAUCGGUUGCAGUCUAGAUUUAUCUGAAACAAAAAAAUAAAUGCUUCUUCGUUUUGUCAACACUACGACAUGUUUCAGGGAUCCAUAAUGCCGGUCCUCUUUAAUGAUCGUUAGCUGCCAAAGCUCCUUUACUUUAUUGAUCAAGGAAGGCGUUUGAGAGUACUGUAUGAAAUUCUACUUUCACUUUAUUCAAUGCUGUUCCUGUUUCUUGCCACAAGGGGAGCGAUCAUGGCUAAAUUAUUACCCUCAUUCCUUUCUUUGGACCAAGGGUAGCUUUGCAGGGCUGUCAGUCAUUCAACCCUGUCUUUCUGAAGUUCCUUCAAAGAACAAAAAAAAAUGUAAUCAAUUUUUUUGAAAUUAGAAUAUUUGAUUUUACUGCUGGUGGCCCUUUGGAAUGGACUGUAUCCUGGCCAGAGGGAACCCAUAAUGCUUGAGUUUUUAAUGCAUUCCUAUGCAAGGAACGAUUUUGUUUGUAUUCUCACUUCUCAUUGGUAGCAACUAACCAAAAAGGAAACGCCUAAGUGCCAGAAGAAGGUUGUAGGGUGAAGAUGCUCCUAGGUGCUGAUUAGGGGUCAGUUUUGUAUUUUCCCUACUCAUGUUUUAAGGUUAGGAUUGGGGAAGGGAAUCUUAUCCUAGAUCUGUACCUAGGGGAAACUUCACCUGGAGCACCAGGGAACUAUUUGGGCAGAGUAGGCCCCCAGAAAUGUCAUCAUGGUGGAUUUAUAUAUAUAUAUAUUUUUUGACUUAGGAGCUUCUUAAUGCGUGAUACCUAAACUGUCAUUACAUUGUAGCUUUGUGAUUUCUGUAAUGAUUCCACUACCGUGAAAGAGAACUACAUGGACCAGCUACAUGACAAUAGAUUCAUUUUCUCUUCUCCAUUCCUUUUAUGUCGUCCUCAGGCUGGUUGUUGCCUUACACAUCUAUUGUCAUACUUAUCGGUACCAGUGCGUUUGAUAAAAAUAAAAGUGAGUCUAUUAAAAAUGCAAUAAAUAAUGUAUAUUUACAUAAAGUAUGAGAAAUAUGGUAAUUGUAGUUAUUGAUAUAUUUUAAUGUUUGUAAAAAGCUUGUAAUAUAGGGAGGAAAUUGAUUAAAAAGUUUAACAACAGUCCAGUUGUGGGCUUUGUCUGACAGCCAGAGGGACGGGUCUCUUUGCAGCACUUCUCUGUAUGUCUGACCGUGUGUGUAACUUGUGUGAUUGAUGGAUAUGUUUAGUCUCACAUAGGUGACUCAUUGACUGUGAUUCUCAUGUUCUCACCCUGUUCAUUCCUGCCAUGGUCAUUUCACUUGUUAAUCAACCAUGUUUUAUCAUUUGAAAUAAAUCUAUGCUUUUGGGGGGAAAAGGGGUACGUGAUUGUUUUGGUGUCCAUUGUAUUUGAUUCUUUAUCACCAUCUCUAUCAUCCAUCUUU
This is a messenger RNA of Oncorhynchus mykiss (rainbow trout), 4476 nucleotides long. Its product is annotated as WAS/WASL-interacting protein family member 2. Gene Ontology annotation, molecular function: actin binding. Gene Ontology annotation, biological process: actin filament-based movement. The record is from RefSeq and is a predicted model, not a curated record. Lineage: Eukaryota; Metazoa; Chordata; Actinopteri; Salmoniformes; Salmonidae. Gene Ontology annotation, cellular component: actin filament.